Messenger RNA from Malassezia restricta, 1209 nucleotides. RefSeq names its product acetyl-CoA acyltransferase 1. The record is from RefSeq and is a predicted model, not a curated record. Gene Ontology annotation, molecular function: acetyl-CoA C-acyltransferase activity. Gene Ontology annotation, biological process: fatty acid beta-oxidation; phenylacetate catabolic process. Bases 1 to 1209 code for a protein of 402 amino acids. Gene Ontology annotation, cellular component: peroxisome. The transcript has a single exon. NCBI's taxonomy places the organism in Eukaryota, Fungi, Basidiomycota, Malasseziomycetes, Malasseziales, Malasseziaceae.
AUGAGCUUUGCUACCUACACUGGAAAGUCGCAGAUUAUCGAAAAGCACAACGACGAUGUUGUGAUCUGUGGCGCUUACCGCUCGCCAUUGACGCGCGCUCGCAAGGGCGGCCUUGCUCAGUGCACGCCUGAAGAGAUGCUCGGUAACGUGCUCAAGGGUCUUAUUGCCAAGACAGGUGUCGACCCCAAGCUCAUCGAGGACGUUUCCGUAGGUAACGUGCUGCCCCCUGGUGGUGGUGCUACAGGUGCUCGCCAGGCUGCUCUGUGGGCUGGCAUCCCUAACACGGCUGCUGUGAACACCGUGAACCGUCAGUGCUCGUCGGGCCUCGCUUCCGUCACACAGAUUGCUAACGAAAUCAUCACUGGUCAAAUUGAUCUGGGUAUCGGUGCGGGUACCGAGUCGAUGACUCUCAACUACGGUGCGGGUGUUAUGCCUGUCAAGAUGUCGGACGAAAUUAUGAGCAACGAGGAGGCUGCUGACUGCAUGCUUCCUAUGGGCAUCACAUCCGAGAACGUGGCCAAAAAGUACAACGUCACUCGUGAAAAGCAAGAUGCCUUUGCUGCCGAGUCCUACAAGCGCGCUGCUGCAGCCAAGGCUGCAGGUAAGUUCAAGGACGAGAUCAUCCCUAUCAAGUACAUCGACGACGACGGCAACGAGCGCUACAUUGCUGAAGAUGACGGCAUUCGUCAGGGUGUAACGAAGGAAUCCCUCUCGAAGCUCAAGCCAGCCUUUGAGAAGGACGGUUGCACGCACGCCGGCAACGCUUCGCAGGUCACGGAUGGCGCCGCCGCUGUGCUCCUCGCCCGCCGCAGCGUGGCCCAGAAGCUCGGCCUCCCUAUUGUCGGCAAGUUUGCUGGUGCCGUGGUGGUGGGUGUCCCACCGAACCUGAUGGGUAUUGGUCCCGCCUUUGCUAUUCCCAAGCUGUUCGAAAAGGCUCACAUCACAAAGGACGACGUGGACAUCUACGAAAUCAACGAGGCCUUUGCCUCCCAGGCUCUCUUCUCCGUGGAGCAUGUCGGUCUGCCUCUCGCCAAGGUGAACCCUGUGGGCGGUGCCAUUGCCAUGGGUCACCCUCUGGGUGCGACGGGCUCGCGCCAAAUUGCUACCGCUCUUGCCGAGGCCAAGCGCACAGGCGCCAAGCUCAUCGUCACGUCAAUGUGCAUUGGUACCGGUAUGGGCAUGGCUUCGCUCAUUGUGAAUGAGCAGUAA